UCUCCAGUAAUGCCUUAGAUUAUUUCAAAUGGUUAUUUGUUCCUGUCUUGGGCUCGCUCUCCUUUUCUGCUGUUCGUUGAAAAUGUGAUAUAUUUGUUAACCAGUAUAACCUCGUCCAUACACAUUUCCUUGCAAAUUUGUAAAGAAGCACAUUGCCGGAUUACCAACAUUUACUAUGGGAUAUUCAAAGUAUUACAGCUGACAAGAGCUUUUGGGUCAAGAAUGUCGUUCCUUGUCGUUUUGUUUUUUCUGACGUGUGUAUGCAGGGCAUGUGGAAAUCAGCAAGUAUAUUCGGAUAACAUCACGCGCAUUUUGGACAGACUACUAGACGGCUAUGACAACCGGCUGCGACCAGGAUUUGGAGGUCCUGUGACUGAGAUCAAAACAGACAUUUUUGUCACCAGCUUUGGCCCAGUUUCAGAUGUUGAAAUGGAGUACACCAUGGACAUUUUCUUUCGGCAAAUGUGGGUGGACAAGAGGCUGGUAUUUGAAGGGCCAAUUGAGAUCCUCCGGCUGAACAACCUCAUGGUAAACAAGAUUUGGACUCCAGACACUUUCUUCCGGAAUGCAAGAAAGUCUUUUGCUCACAACAUGACCACUCCAAACAAGAUGUUCCGCAUCAUGCAGAAUGGCACAGUUCUCUACACCAUGAAACUUACUAUCAGUGCAGAGUGUCCCAUGAGACUGAUGGAUUUUCCCAUGGAUGGACAUGCCUGUCCUCUGAAAUUUGGCAGCUAUGGCUACCCUGUCAGUGAACUUCUUUAUACUUGGAAGAAGGGAGCAACUUUUUCUGUAGAAGUACCGAAAGAAUCAUCAAGCUUACUUCAGUAUGAUCUUGUGGGCCAGAGAGCAUCCAGCGAAAGACUCCGGUUUAAAACUGGUGAAUACUCUGUCCAGGUUAUCCAUUUCCUUCUGGAAAGGAAACUAGGCUACUACCUCAUUCAAACAUACAUCCCACUGAUCAUGACUGUUGUGUUGUCACAAGUUGUAUUCUGGAUCAACAAAGAGUCUGUCCCUGCACGUACUGUGGCAGGCAUAACAACUGUUCUUACCAUGACCACUCUCAGCAUCAGCGCUCGAUCCUCUCUGCCCAAGGUGUCGUAUGCCACAGCUAUGGACUGGUUCAUCGCUGUGUGUUUUGCCUUUGUUGUCUUCGCACUUAUUGAGUUCGCCGCCGUCAAUUACUUCGCCACCCUGCACGCUAACCGGGAAAAGCGCAAGAGAGCUGCACUGGAGGCAGCGGCUGCAGGGAGCGAUGAGGAGCUCACUUCGCUCCAGUCUGACUACGGCAGUGGACUGAAGAAAAGAUGCUCUGUAUCUCGCAGCGAGCAGCCUGAGCACCCUCGAGUCCCCAUCUUCCUCCAGCAGGGCUCUGCCAUCCCUCCCGACCAUAUUCUGACAGGCACCAGCAUAAUCGACCAGUAUGCUCGCAUUCUCUUCCCUCUUUCCUUUGCUGCCUUCAACCUGUUCUACUGGAUCGUCUAUCUUACCAAGGACACCAUGGAACCCUCCAGGGAGGACAGUGAAUGAGCUUCGUUUCUACAAGAGUUAAACACAUUUUUCUCCACCUCUCCAUUUUUAAAUGAGCUAUUUGGAAAUGCCACCACGUGCUAUCACUCCACAUGAACCUUCAUAAAUGUGAUUAAUUUUUUUUUUUAAAUUGGUGCUAUCAAAACAUGUCAGUUAUAAU
Anguilla rostrata (American eel) is the source of this 1690-nucleotide messenger RNA. Its product is annotated as gamma-aminobutyric acid receptor subunit alpha-4-like. NCBI's taxonomy places the organism in Eukaryota, Metazoa, Chordata, Actinopteri, Anguilliformes, Anguillidae. The record is from RefSeq and is a predicted model, not a curated record. Gene Ontology annotation, biological process: nervous system process; regulation of postsynaptic membrane potential; synaptic transmission, GABAergic. Gene Ontology annotation, cellular component: GABA-A receptor complex; neuron projection; plasma membrane. The coding region runs from base 223 to 1530 and encodes 435 amino acids. Gene Ontology annotation, molecular function: GABA-A receptor activity; inhibitory extracellular ligand-gated monoatomic ion channel activity; GABA-gated chloride ion channel activity. The transcript is spliced from 10 exons.